Molecule: messenger RNA, 2193 nt
Organism: Trichomonas vaginalis G3
Lineage: Eukaryota; Parabasalia; Trichomonadida; Trichomonadidae
Product: serine-type endopeptidase protein
Exons: 1
Coding region: 1-2193 (730 amino acids)
Biological process (GO): protein processing
Cellular component (GO): membrane
Molecular function (GO): serine-type endopeptidase activity
Source: RefSeq, a predicted model, not a curated record
AUGUUUUAUCUAUUUGUAGCGUGGUGGCUUAAAAAUUCGGGAAAUGAUGAAUACGGUGGCUUAGAUGGUGAAGAUAUCAACUGGUCUGGGCAUGCAUAUUACGAUAAAUACACAGGGAAAGGAAUCACAAUUGCCGUAAUGUCUGAUGGAGCGCUUUUCGAUCAUGUUGCAUACAAAGAUAGAGCAAUCAAAGAUCAGUUUAUUAAUAUUUAUACAAAUGAAAUCAUGUUGACAACGAAUUCAUCACAUAACAUCGCAACUGCAUCAUUAGCUCUAGCAGCAGGGAAAAGAGGUACAGAAUUUGAAGGUGUUGCUCCAGGAGCAAAUGUUGCAUCUUAUUUUUUCACAAACUAUUCCAUGCAAGCAGAACACCUUCAAACUGUGAUGUGCCAUCAGAGUUUGAAGUGGAAUAUAUCAAUCCUUCAAUAUCUUUACAUUGAGAAACCGAAUGGAUACGUUCAAUACGUUCAACCAGAAGUAAUUCCUAAGGAAAUUGCAGAUGAUUGUUUAUAUCAUCCACAAGAAGGAAAUUGGCCACAUCCAAUAGUGGUUCCAGCAGGAACUUUCUGCGCAUCUGAUCCUAUUAUGAGUCCACCUUCAGGUUGGCCACUAGUUUUUACAAUUAGCGGUGUUACUAACAGAGGUCUUUCUUUAUAUCGUUCUGCUGAAGGUGCAAGUGUCUUUAUGGUUGCUCCUGCUGCUGGAAAUGCUCCUAUUUUUACAGCUUCGCCAAAAUCUACUAAUUCAACAAAUAAGAACUUCACAUCGACUAACGCAAGUGCAGCGAUAUUCGCAGGUGGACUUGCUGUUUUAUUAGAAGCAAAUCCAAACCUAACAUUAUCUGAUCUGUUUUAUAUUACUGCGUUUUCUGCAGAUAAAGUAAAUCCAAACACGAUAAUUUGGGACAAAAAUGGAAUACAACUUAAUUAUAAUAGAAGAUCGGGCUUUGGAAGGUUGAAUCUGGGUAGAGCUGUUGAUAUCGCAUUAAAUUGGACAUCAACUGGGAAAUUUUAUGAAUACAAAGUUGAAAAAACUUUAAAUUUAAUUAUUGAAGACCGUGAGCACAACGUUACUUUUGAUUUCACAGAAAGAAGUGCGAAAUCUGUUUUAUGCGUCAGUUUAUUCUUCAAAUCGAAGAAAUUAUCAUUUGGGUCGUUAAAUCCACACAUUAUUAGUCCAAAUGGAACAAGGUGUGAAAUGAAAAUAUUAACAGAGGCAAACUUAACUUCAACAAUAAACUCAGUUGAAUUAAUGGGAUAUAAAUUCUUAGGUGAAAAUCCAAUAGGAAAAUGGACAGUUUCAUUUAGAGUCGCAGACAAUGCAUAUCAUGGAACAAUAGAGAGCUUAGGUCUUAAGUUCUUCUAUAACAAAAUAGCUCCAGAUAUCUCUUUGAUAAAUCAAAGAAUUGGUUGCCAUUCACCAUUCGAAGCAAAUGUCUCCAAAAUUACAUUCAAAGAAGAUAAAAUUUAUCUAUUUGCAGCAACAGCUGCUGGGGUCAGAGUAAAUGUAAGUGAAGAUGUAAAAGACGCAUACUACACAGUUUGGCUUGCUUCACCGGAUGGAAAUGAUAGGAUUCUUAUUAAUGCUAGUUUUAAUGAGAAAUUCAAUUUGUUAAAAAUAGAAUAUACUCCUAGUGUUUUCAGGGAUAAACUUGAUAUGAUACUUAUUAUUGAUUCCAUGGAUCCUAAGUGCAUCUUUUCAUCAAAUGUUUCAGUUGACUAUAGUAAUACUUUGGAUGUUGGCUUAUCCAAUCCACCAAAUGGAACAGUAUACAAAACUGCAGAUACUGACAUAUAUAUUGAAUAUGUUCUGCAUCUUGAUAGAAUCAUUUAUGAUGGAUUUUCUACAUCAAUCGCUGCAACUAUUAUAUCUCCUGAUAGCAAGGCCAUUCUAAAUAGAGAAUGGAUCAGAAACACAGGAAAUAGGUGGCUUAUUAACAUGAUUCCUUCAACAAAGAAGUUUUAUUUACAAAUAUCACCUACUUCAACUGAAAGACAAGAAUAUAUCCAUCCUAUGACGAUUAAUUUAUUUGUUGUUGAACAAGAUGGCAAAUAUAGGCCCGAUGCAUUAACUCCUGUUCAAAUUACUGAGAUUGUGUUAGGUAUUGUAUUAUUUGUUCUGUUAUUGUGUUUCGGGAUCUACAGAUCUAUUGUUUUGUUUUGCACCAAGAAAUCAUCAAUUCAUUUUGAAUAA